Schizosaccharomyces cryophilus OY26 is the source of this 1105-nucleotide messenger RNA. RefSeq lists its product as uncharacterized. The record is from RefSeq and is a predicted model, not a curated record. Gene Ontology annotation, cellular component: nucleolus; cytoplasm. Gene Ontology annotation, biological process: positive regulation of translation; nuclear-transcribed mRNA catabolic process, nonsense-mediated decay. Gene Ontology annotation, molecular function: mRNA binding. The transcript has 4 exons. NCBI's taxonomy places the organism in Eukaryota, Fungi, Ascomycota, Schizosaccharomycetes, Schizosaccharomycetales, Schizosaccharomycetaceae. The coding region runs from base 142 to 978 and encodes 278 amino acids.
CCCGUAACCAAUAUUCACUUAGUCAACAAAACAUUCUUUGUAACAAAUUUCCAGUUCGAUUAAAAUCCCUACUUCUACUUUGGUUGUUUUCCCUUAGUCACCAUCAAUCCUCUUCACUUACAGUACAAAAUCCAAUUUUACAUGGUUCCUCCUACAUCUGGAAAAAAGCGAUUACCAUGCAAGAUACUUGUUCAUAAUCUCCCCGAAGGGCUUCCGGAAGAUAUUUUCUUAAAGUCCAUUGCGUCGUUUCACCCUUUUAUAAAUUGGCACCGGUAUCAUCAAGGAAAAAAGCAAAACCCACCCCAACCAAAUUUUCCUUCUUUCGCAUAUUUAAAAUUUCGAUCAGAAGCACACGUUCAUGACUUUUUUCGCUUCUAUCAGGGGCAUGCCUUUGUCGACAAAGAUGAUCAUGUCUACCGUGCUUUGGUACUAGUUGCUCCUUUUCAAAAAGUUCCACCUAUUAAACUGAAGCCUGACUCUUUCAACGGAACCAUCGAAGACGACCCUGUUUUUAAAAAUUUUGUAGAUAAGUGGAAUGAGAGCUUAAUGCCUCCUCCUCCUCCUUCGCCUUCUCACUAUGCAUACAAUGCUUCAACUCCGUUGCUUCAUUACUUAGCUGAAAAACGCGGCACAACUGGUACAUCAACGAAACCAAAAAAAUCAAAAAAGGAAAAAAAGCAAAGGUCCAAGAAAGUCAAGCAAGAAGCUUCACUCCCAAAGUCUGCUGUGACCUCAGACCAAUCUACGGGCCAUAGUUCCUCUCAAUCUUUGGAGCCAAAAGAACAACUGAAACAAGAACUAAUUCCCCCAAAACCUAAGAGCAAAAAAAAGGCAAAACCAAAAAAACCCAUGAAAGCUUCUGCCUCGUCUACAAAUACAGCAGAUUCAGUGCCUAAACCCAAUGAAAGUACUAAAGUAGUACCGAAGAAAAUAGCUCCAAAGAAAAAGAAACCUCAAACAAAAGGGGAAAAGGACUAAAUUCUUCGUAAUAAACAGUUCUUUUUUCCUUUUUACGAGCCUCAUGUUCAACCUGUUUUCAUUGUUGUUAUUUAUACUAUAAAUAUAAAAUAUUAUAUCUUGUUAAAUAGAAUUUACUUGUUUCACA